Athene cunicularia (burrowing owl) is the source of this 1846-nucleotide messenger RNA. RefSeq names its product ORMDL sphingolipid biosynthesis regulator 3 (gene ORMDL3). Lineage: Eukaryota; Metazoa; Chordata; Aves; Strigiformes; Strigidae. The transcript is spliced from 4 exons. Gene Ontology annotation, cellular component: endoplasmic reticulum membrane. The coding region runs from base 82 to 543 and encodes 153 amino acids. Gene Ontology annotation, biological process: intracellular sphingolipid homeostasis; ceramide metabolic process; negative regulation of ceramide biosynthetic process. The record is from RefSeq and is a predicted model, not a curated record.
GGCCAGGAGCCGCCAGGCCGGGCGGUCCCGGGCCGGGCUCAGCGCGAGUUUCAGGGGCGCCCGCUGGACACAAGAGCCAACAUGAACGUGGGAACAGCACACAGCGAGGUGAAUCCCAACACCCGUGUCAUGAACAGCCGGGGCAUCUGGUUGUCCUACGUCCUUGGAAUCGGCCUGCUGCACGUCGUGCUCCUGAGCAUCCCCUUCUUCAGCGUCCCUGUGGUUUGGACUCUUACCAACAUCAUUCACAACAUGAGCAUGUACAUCUUCCUGCACACCGUGAAGGGAACCCCCUUUGAGACCCCGGACCAGGGGAAGGCUCGGCUGCUCACGCACUGGGAGCAGAUGGACUACGGCGUGCAGUUCACGGCGUCGCGCAAGUUCCUGACCAUCAUGCCCAUCGUCCUGUAUUUUCUAACCAGCUUUUACACAAAGUAUGACCGGAUACACUUCAUAAUCAACACCAUCUCCCUUAUGAGCGUCCUGAUCCCCAAACUGCCUCAGUUUCACGGAGUCCGGAUCUUUGGGAUCAACAAGUACUGAACUGCGUGGCUGGAGCGGACGGAAGAGGAGCAGGGGAGAGGGGGAAGCUCCUUCUCUCUAGUCCUGGUUCUUCAUCCCCACGCACACUGGGAUAUAGUUUCACAGCGGCUGUUUAAACGCAGUAUCCAAUAGACAUAUACCGCAUGCUGGAUCCUCAUGCCCAAUAAAUCUAAACAAGCUCCAGAGUAGAGUUUAGUGCAGAGCAGGACGCGUUGGCGCUGGAUUCCCUUCAUUCCAGCGCCAUCACUAGAUGCAGAUACACCGAGACUUCAAGGUACAAAGAGAGAGAUUGCCAUCUGUCCCGGACACUGAACGAUGAGGAUAGGGAUGAGGGGGAAAAGCUUUUAGUGCUGGUACUAUUGCUGUGGUAAAUGCACUUUAAAAUAGAUUUCCCUUUUUGAGCUGGGUGCUUUAAGCGUUAUGUGGGGGAAAUUCAAAAGGAUACAGCCAGGCUUUCCCAAUACUUGAUUGUUUCGGGGUUCGAGUUCCAUUUUUGGGCAGGGGAGUGGGAGGGGGAAGAGAAUGACAGAUUUUUAUUUUGCAAUCUUUUACACCACUGAAAAAAAAGGAAGUUCUUUUACUAUAAGCAGUACAGGAAGGAAUGACCUGCAGUCUGACAAAGCUUUCAGCUUUCUACAGCACCAUUCGGGCGGUUCAGGAAAAAAGGUCGAUAGAUCCUAAAUCAAAUUCGUUAUUUUCAGCUUGUUUCCAGAAUCCGUCUGGGUAAUUCCGCUCCCCACCCCAAACCGCUCGUGUUUAAGCGCGCUUUGAGCACCCGGGCAGGGCUGAAGGGCUGGGGUGCAGGUUAUUUUAGUGAUCAACAACAAACACCACCGAGCUCCUCGGUACACGGAGACCGCACGAGCGAAGGAGAAACAGGCCAAAGGAGAAACGGGCGCCUGCGUUUCUCUCCUCAGACCGGAGAGAAACGGCAUUUCUCUCCUCAGUGCAGCUCUUGGUCUCUGAAGCCUGUGUAGGUGUUACUGGGAUUUGCCAGUGGGUUUGCUCGGUAUCUGACUCGAGGCAAGCGAAGCGUUUGGUUUCUGGCUUGCCUGGAAGUCUUUGUCACUCAGCUCCACGCACAAGCGCUGCGGCAGCAUCCCCCGAGCCCUCGGGUGAUCCCGGGCACGCUGACACGCAGCAGACUGCCGCGACCAACAGCAGGAUGCCAGGGGUCACUGAAGAGAAUAGAUUACUUAGUAUAGCAACAAAAUGGAGCCUUUUUCCCGUAAAAUCGCCACCUAAAUAAAGCAGGUUUGCAGGUUUAGAUUUCCUGGCUGAGAUCGCUUUCCACUGCUCAAAG